Messenger RNA from Anopheles arabiensis, 546 nucleotides. RefSeq names its product glycine-rich cell wall structural protein-like. Bases 1 to 546 code for a protein of 181 amino acids. The record is from RefSeq and is a predicted model, not a curated record. NCBI's taxonomy places the organism in Eukaryota, Metazoa, Arthropoda, Insecta, Diptera, Culicidae. The transcript is spliced from 2 exons.
AUGACCAACUCGGGCGAGGUGGUCCGUUACGAAACGGCCACAAAAACAGGCAAGGACGUUACGGUGCAGGGGUACGUGUUUUUCAAACAGGUGCCUGCCUUUACGGAACCUUGCCUUUCAACUGAGGCGAAUAUUUACUCUGCCAACAUGGUAGAUUUGAAUAAGGGUGAACUGCAACACUACGUCAGCAGUACGCUGAUGUGCAAGCGAGGCUGGAAUGGUGUUGUUGGCGGUGGUGUUGGCGGUGGUGUUGGCGGUGGCGUUGGCGGUGGCGUUGGCGGUGGUACGGACGAUGGUGUUGACGGUGGCGUUGGCGGUGGUGUUGGCGGUGGCGUUGGCGGUGGUGUUGACGGUGGUGUUGGCGGUAGUGUUGGCGGUGGUACGGACGGUGGUGUUGGCGGUAGUGUUGGCGGUGAUACGGACGGUGGUGUUGGCGGUGGUGAUGGCGGGGCGCUUACCCAUAACCUUCCGCACGGAAAUGGACGAUGGUAUGGCGGGAUAAAUGGAGUCCUGGCCAAUCAGAGCAGAAGCCCGAUGUUCGGGUAG